CUCCCGGGCUGAGGGACGACGCAGGAGACAGAUGGAGGUCAGCUCCGGUGCCUGUCCGAGCGGCUGUCUUGGAAUCACUUACUAGGAGUCUUUCCUUCCUGCAUCCAAGGAGCCACCAUGGCAGCUCACCUGAUAAAGCGAUGCACAUGCCUCCUGAGAGAGGCCGCCCGGGUAGCCCCUGUUAUGUCUCCAGUUGGCCGACUGCAACUCGCUGCGAUGACCCAAAGGACUGUGACUUUCUCAGCUACCUCACCUAGUUCCUACUCCUCAGGUUCCUUGAUUGAACUUGUCGAAAAGGAACCAGUGUUUACACCCUACCCAGAGCGCCAGGAGGUAGACCAGCUCAUUGAAAAGGCCACCAGACCAGAGGAGCUACUAGAAAUAUCUAGUGCUGGCCACCACUUUCACCAGAACCAUGCUGCCCUCAUCCUUAUCCAGUUCUCGCGCUUGCUGUCUAAGAAGCCAGAGUUCAAAGCCUCUUUGAUUCAGGAUGCCCGUUUUCAGCAACUUCUCCAACUUGCCAACAGUCAGAUAACUUCUGUCUGGCACGGUACCCUUGUGAAGCUGCUGCGAAGCCUCUAUUCACUAGCACUCCCUCAGACCUCCAAGGAGCUGCAGUCAGUGGAGCAGGAGGUCCGAUGGCGGAUGCGGAGGCUCAAAUACAAGCAUCUGGCCUUCCUGGCUGAGACCAGCACCGCCUACAUGCAGGAGCGGGACUCCAAGGAGCUGCUGGCCGAGCUGCUGGUGAACCUGGAGAGACGCUGGGCGGAAAUUGAAGAUGGUCGCACAUUGGUGGCCCUCAUGAUGAAAAUUGGCCACCUCUCAGAACCACUGAUGAACCAUCUGGAAGACAAGUGCCUGGAGCUGAUGGAACAAUUUGGCCCUGAUGAUCUGCGAAAGGUGCUGUUGACUCUGGCAGUACAGAAUCGUAGGUCGGUGCCUUUGCUGCGGGCCAUCUCCUAUCACCUGGUUCAGAAACCCUUUACCUUGACGAAAGGCAUCUUGAUGGACCUGGCUUAUGCCUAUGGUAAAUUCGGCUUCCAUCAGACCCAGAUAUUCCAGCGAUUGACAGCCGAUCUGCUGCCCCAUGUGCCCAGCUUGACACACAGUGAGGUGGCCCGAUGCUGCAAAUCCUUGGCCUUUGUCAAGUGUUUGAAUCUGCCUCUGUUUGAAGCCAUUGCCCAGCACAUCUUGAACAAAGCCCAGGACAUCACCCUGCUGCAUCUGUGCAAUGUGGUCCUAGCUUUCGCGCGUCUGAACUUCCAUCCGGAACAGGAAGAUCAGUUCUUCAGUCUGGUGCACAAGAAGCUUGCAUCAGAACUGGCAGGCCUGAGUCCUGCUCUGCAGGUAGAUGUGGUGUGGGCCUUGUGUGUGCUGCAGCAGGUCCAGGAAACAGAGCUGCGAACUGUCCUCUGUUCCGGAUUGUACCCCCAGCUUCUAGAUGGCAAGACUCCUAAGGAUCAGAAUACCUUUCAGAAGCUUCUGCACAUCAACGCCACUGCCCAGCUGGAACACCCCGAGUACACGAGCCCCCUUUUGCCAGACUUGGCCUUGGUUCCCAAGUCCACAGCCCUUGACAAGAAGGUGACCCCCCUGCAGAAGGAGCUUCAGGAGACCCUAAAGGGGCUGCUGGGUAGUGCCGACAAGGGCUGCUUUGAAGUAGACACACAGUAUGGCUGGGUUCUGGAUGCUGAGGUGCUGCUGGACACUGAAGGCCAGUUUCUUACCCUGAGGGACUUUGCUGCUCCUCAUCUUGCCCAGUCACCAAGGAGCCAGCCACUGCCCUCUGGAGCUAAGAGGCUGGCCUUCCUGAGAUGGGAAUUCUCCAACUUCAAUAGCCGGAGCAAAGACUUACUGGGUCGCUUCUUCAUGAAGCGACGCCACAUGCUGGCUGCUGGUUUCCUGGUCAUCGAUGUUCCUUACUAUGAGUGGCUGGACCUCAAGUCUGAAUGGCAGAAAGGCGCCUACCUCAAGGACAAGAUGCGCAAAGCUGUGGCAGAGGACCUGGCCAAAUGACCCCAUCCCCUCAGCAUGGACUGCAUGCCAGCACUUCAUUGUGGUUUCCUCAAGCCUAGCCAUAGGCGCUGGGCCCGGGGAAAAGAUCUCCCUUCAGGCUGAGCCUUCAUAGUACAGGACUUUGGCCAGAGUGGAGAUUUGGCCAGCAGCUCUAAGGGGGUGGAUUUUCCUCAAGUGAAUAAUAAAUGUUUAAUUUUGGUGUUCCCCACCAAAAGGGUA
Echinops telfairi (small Madagascar hedgehog) is the source of this 2235-nucleotide messenger RNA. It is a transcript of the gene FASTKD4, whose product is annotated as transforming growth factor beta regulator 4. Gene Ontology annotation, cellular component: ribonucleoprotein granule; mitochondrial matrix. NCBI's taxonomy places the organism in Eukaryota, Metazoa, Chordata, Mammalia, Afrosoricida, Tenrecidae. Bases 118 to 2016 code for a protein of 632 amino acids. Gene Ontology annotation, molecular function: RNA binding. The record is from RefSeq and is a predicted model, not a curated record. Gene Ontology annotation, biological process: mitochondrial RNA processing; regulation of mitochondrial mRNA stability. The transcript has 11 exons.